Messenger RNA from Stylophora pistillata, 834 nucleotides. RefSeq lists its product as uncharacterized. Lineage: Eukaryota; Metazoa; Cnidaria; Anthozoa; Scleractinia; Pocilloporidae. The record is from RefSeq and is a predicted model, not a curated record.
AUGAAACGGUUAGCUGGCGCACCAGAAGACCAUGUUACACCAUCAAAAAGGAGAAGAACGUCUCCUACAACUAAUACCAUGGGUGACAGUGGAGAUCCAGACCCUGAGAAGUCAGAUUCUGAGGAACUUAAUUUCCCGCCCAAUGGCGACCCGCCAAAACUGGGCAGCUCUGACGCAUUGCUCAAUGAAAUUGCUCAAGACUUUGAGUCGGAUGAGCAAACUGACCCAAAAGUCGCUCAGAAAUUGGCGGAUAUUGUCAAUAAGCGAUGGGGUUCUAAGUUAGAGGAAGCCAAAUUAAAAGAAAAAUUGGCGAAAUACAAUCGACCCGAUAAUUGCGAGAAAUUAACUGUGCCAAAGGUCAACCCCGAGAUCUGGAAUAAGCUGAAGCACGUGACCAGGAGCGCAGAUUUACGCCUUGCCAACAUGCAGAAAGUACUUGUCAAAGUCGGUAGUGCAAUCGCUAAAUCGACUGACACACUGUUGGCUAUCCGUGCAGAUCCUGAGAAGACUUCAGCGUCGGCUCUCACUGAGAAAUUGGGGAAAUUAAUCACGCAUAAUGCUGACGCUCUGGCAUUGUUAGGCCAUGUAAACAUUGACCUAUCAUACCGUCGACGCGACGCCAUCAAACCAAACUUAAAUAACGAAUAUUCCUCGUUGUGUGGCUCUCAAGUACCCAUCACGAGUUUAUUGUUUGGAGAUGAGCUGCAAUCUCAGCUUAACAAUAUCAAAGCAACUAACAAAAUUGGCCAUGCGACUACUGCAAAGCCAUAUUAUAUUUCUUAUGAUUCUUUGAACAUUGCCCAGGAAGGAUGUAGUGUAUUGAGAACACAGUAA